Messenger RNA from Amphiprion ocellaris (clown anemonefish), 2687 nucleotides. RefSeq names its product ribophorin II (gene rpn2). Gene Ontology annotation, cellular component: oligosaccharyltransferase complex; membrane. Lineage: Eukaryota; Metazoa; Chordata; Actinopteri; Pomacentridae. Gene Ontology annotation, biological process: protein N-linked glycosylation. The transcript is spliced from 18 exons. The record is from RefSeq and is a predicted model, not a curated record. Bases 101 to 2038 code for a protein of 645 amino acids.
UUUGGAACGUAACCCGGAUGUUAUCCCUCUGUGACAGCUCGCGCUUGGACACCCCGGAAGUUAUCGUCGGUUUUGGUGACGCUGCAUUAGACUGCGAGACAUGGACCGGUCCAAGCUGUUCGGAGUGUUUCUCCUCAGCCUGGCUCUUGGUGGAGCUCAGGCUCUCACACCAGCGUACUACCUCUCUCUGUCUGAUGUGGCCCGACUGCAGAACCUGCUGAGCCAACAGUUCACCGACCUGGAGUCCGCUUACUAUUCGGUUGUGGGUCUCACCAAGCUUGGAGCAACUGUUCCCGAUCACAAGGAAGUAUGCCAGUUCCUGAAAUCCCAGCUUGACCCCACAAGUGUCGACUCUCUCUUCUUUGCUGCUGAGACCAGUCAAGCUAUUUCAGGAUGUGAGAUCCCUGUAUCCAACGAAACCCGUGACAUCCUUCUGGCUGCAGUCAGUGAGGAUUCGACAAUGGCUCAGAUUCAUCGGGCUGUAAGUGCGCUAAGCUCUCUGGGACUCCCUCUAACUUCGCAGGAAGCUGUAGGCGCCCUGACAGCUCGCAUCAACAAGGAGGAAAAUGUCAUGGCAAUCACCUUAGCCCUGCAAACAGCAUCCCGCCUGUCCCAACAGGCUGAACUUGGAGGAUUACUGGAGGAAAUUGAGGAUCUGACAGCCCGCUUGGAUGAUCUUGGCGGCAUGUACCUUCAGUUUGAAGAGGGACUUGAGGCAACCGCAAUGUUUGUGACUGCUGCUUAUUCCCUGUCAGAUCAUGUGGACAUGGAGCCCCCUCUCAAGGAGGACCAGGUCAUCCAGCUGGUGAAUUCUAUCUUCAGCAAGAAAUCCUGGGACUCUCUGGGUGAGGCCUUCAGUGUGGCAAGCGCCGCCGCCGCCCUGUCCAGCAACCGCUUCCAUGUGCCAGUUGUUGUCAGCGCUCAGGGCCCAGCCACGGUGUCCCACAGCCAGCCAACACUGCAGCUCCUUGUUACUGAUGUCAUGUCUCAACCUCUGGCCUCUGCCAACGUCUUAGUGGAGUCUGCGUAUGCUGUUGACUCCAAGAGCAUCAUUCUCAGCCAAGCACCGUUCACACUUAAUGAUGGCGUCUUUGAACUGAACUUCAUGUCCAGCCAGCCAGCCAGUGGAUAUUACCAGUUUAGUGUUGCAGUGACAGGGGACAGCCGACUGGUUGCCAAUCACGUUGAGCUUAAAGUCAAAGUGUCCACCGAGGUGGCUGUUACCAACAUGGACCUUUCUGUGGUGGAUAAAGACCAGAGCAUCGGCACAAAGACCACUAGGGUGGAUUAUCCUUCCAAAGCCAAGACCUCCUUUACAGCAGACAGCCACAUCAACUUUGCCAUGUCCUUCCAGCUGGUUGACAUCAACACUGGAGUGGAGCUCACCCCUCACCAGACCUUUGUUCGACUGCACAAUCAGAAAACUGGCCAAGAGGUGGUUUUCGUGGCUGAACCCGAUGACAAGAAUCUGAAUGUGUACAAGUUUGAGUUGGACACGACCAAGCAGAAAUCAGAGUUUGACUCUAUUUCUGGCACCUAUUCCCUUUACCUCAUUGUCGGAGACGCUACCUUAGAGAAUCCCAUCUUGUGGAAUGUGGCUGAUGUUAUCCUGAAGUUUGUGGAUGAGGAAGCCCCAGCUACUAUUCAGUCCAAGACUCUUUAUGUACCAAAACCAGAGAUCCAGCACCUGUUCAGGGCACCAGAGAAGAAGCCUCCCACUGUGGUUUCCAACACCUUCACUGCACUCAUCCUGUCUCCCUUCCUUCUGUUGCUCAUUCUGUGGUUUAAGCUCGGAGCCAACAUCUCCAACUUCAGCUUCUCUCCAAGCACCAUUCUGUUCCAUGCCGGACACGCAGCCAUGCUGGGCCUGAUGUACGUCUACUGGACCCAUCUGAACAUGUUCCAGACUCUGAAGUACCUGGCAAUCAUUGGCGGUGUAACUUUCCUUGCCGGGAACCGCAUGCUGGCCCAGAAAGCAGUGAAGAGGAUUGCUGCAGAGCAAAGUAGUAGGUUGGCAAAGUAUAGGAGUCUACGAUAAAGCCCCCCCCAUUUGUAACAAAUGAGUCGGUUCUGCUUCCGUUCUAAAAAUUGAGAAAAAAUAAGGACAAGAAAAUUAAAAGAUGACACUGACGAGACUCAUUUUUUUUGUUUCCAAGGAGUCGUUCAACGAAAUCAGACUUUACAAAAGAAUCCAAUUGACAGUUUUAACAUGCAGUUUGUCUGUGUUGCCAAAUGGAAGAAACUGAGACGUCACAGUGUCUCUGAGAGACUGGACAAACACUCACUGGCAGAUUCUCCUACAGAAGACUGUAGAGCUACUGAUCAUUGCACUUCAUCUUCCUGUGAGAUUUGUUUUCUUUUCGCCCAACAUGCCAGUGCUUUCUAGGUGGGCGUUUUGUUUGUGGUUUUGUGAUGAAAUUUGGGUUUUGUCUUUUUUUUUGUACAUUCCUCUGUUGUCACUCGGUGCCCAUUUUAUCUUGUAACAAAAGCUCACAUUUGACAACUGAAAAUAAACCACUGGCAGUAGCACUGACACUUGGAUCAUUACUGGCUAUAACAGUGUGUUAGUCUCCUAUUUGAUACAGACUUGAUUUCCCUGAGAAAAAUUGGGAAUAAUACAAUACGGGCAAUUUGAGGAUAUGAUGUUUUUGUAAUGAAGAGGAGGAAAUAAAGAAGUUGAGGUGGGA